Dermatophagoides farinae (American house dust mite) is the source of this 5516-nucleotide messenger RNA. RefSeq names its product msps cytoskeleton-associated protein 5 (gene msps). Gene Ontology annotation, biological process: microtubule polymerization; spindle organization; establishment or maintenance of microtubule cytoskeleton polarity. Gene Ontology annotation, molecular function: microtubule plus-end binding; microtubule plus end polymerase activity. Lineage: Eukaryota; Metazoa; Arthropoda; Arachnida; Sarcoptiformes; Pyroglyphidae. The record is from RefSeq and is a predicted model, not a curated record.
UUUCGAUUCGGUUGAAAUAGGUGUGUGUUUGUUGUUGUUCAAGUGUGUGUAUGUUCUAAAUUCGAUUAUUCGUUCGACCUAAUAAAUAACUGAUGCAUCAUCCACCAAACAAAUUGACAACAGUGGUUAUUUUUUCCGAGUGAUUUUAAUAUCAUUUUAACAUAGAAAAUAAAUAAUAUGGAUGAUAACGGAUCAUCAUCACAGGAUGUGGAUUUUUCAAAAUUAUCCAUUGAAGAUCGUAUUUCACAUAAGAAUUGGAAAGCAAGACUUUCCGGUUAUGAAGAAUUGAUGCGAUUAUUUCCACAAUAUGAAGAUCGAGAAUUUCAACGUUAUGCACCUUUAGUGAAAAAAUUUGUGAUCGAUACGAAUGCAGCAGCACAAGAAAAAGGUUUAGCUGCAACAUUGGCAUUUGUUGAUUAUUGUCCACAAGCCGGUAAAUACGUUGAGAAUAUUGUAGCCGGUGUUGCAACUAAAUGUUUGACAGCAACACGUGCACGAACUAAAGAAUUAGCAUCCGAUGUAGUGCUUAUGUGCGUGGAAAUUGAACGUCAAGAUGUUGUUGUCGAAGAAUUGGUUAAAGCAUUGGAACAGAAAACACCGAAAAAUGUUGCCGCUACUAUAGCAAUGAUACGUAAAUGUUUGAAUCAAUUUGGCUAUAGAGUGAUUGGUUUGAAACCAAUCGUACCGAUAUUGGCACGAUUUUUGGAAGAACGUGAUCUAAAUGUUCGUGAAGAAACCAAACAAUUAACCAUUGAAAUAUAUCGUUGGAUUAAAGAUGCACUUGUGCCACAGCUCAGUUCAUUGAAACCGAUAUUAUUGCAAGAAUUACAGACGGAAUUUGAUAAAUAUAAAGAUAUGAAAGCUUCACCCGAACGAUUGUUACGUUCACAACAACAUCGACAAAUUGAAGAUGUAGAUGCCGCAACCAUAGCAACUAAUGAAAACGAUGGUGGUGGUGGUGGUGGUUGUGAUGGUGUUCCAUCUGAAGCUGAUUCUGAAAUAGAUCCAUUCGAUUUACUUGAACCGUUUGAUGUAAUAGCCAAAUUACCUGGAGAUUUUUAUACGUUAAUCGAAGCGAAAAAAUGGUCAGAACGUAAAGAUGGAUUGGAAAAAUUACAACAACUAUUGGAAGCUAAUCCUAAAUUAGCUACUGGUAGUGAUUAUUCGGAAUUGGUAAAACAAUUACGAAAAAUGAUCGCAAAAGAUACAAAUAUUGUUGUCGUUGGAUUGGCCAUCAAAUGCCUUGGACAAAUGGCACAAGGAUUGAGAAAAAAUUUUCAUAAUCAUGCUGGGCCAUCUGUACCGGUUUUAUUGGAAAAAUUCAAAGAAAAGAAACAAAAUGUUGUACAAUCAUUGCGUGAUACUAUUGAUGCUGUUUAUCUUUCGACUAAUCUAGAAGCCAUAAGUGAAGAUGUAGUUACUUCAUUGGAUAAUAAAAAUCCAUCAAUACGUAGUGAAACAGCAUUGUUUCUAACACGUUGUUUUACCAAAACUAAUCCACAUACAAUACAGAAAAAAUUAUUGAAAACAUUGACAACAUCAUUGAUAAAAACAUUAUCCGAUUCGGAUGUCAUUGUACGUGAAUCAUCAGCUGAAGCAUUAGGAACGGCAUUGAAAGCACAAGGUGAUCGCAAUAUGGGUCCGUUAUUACAAGGUUUAGAACAGUUGAAAAUGACUAAAAUUGAAGAAUAUCGUGACAAAGCAGAAGUGAAAAAAUUUGCCGCACCACCACCAUCAUCACAAUCUCAAUCAACUUCAGCCAAAUCAUCGGCUGUAGCAAAACCAAAAACAGCACCGGUGGGUAAAAAAUCAACGUUGUCUCGACAGGUAACGCAAAAGAUAGUGAAAAAUGUAUCUAGUGAGUCACUGGAUGAUUUGGAUCUUCCUCCACCACCACAAUCACAUGCACCAGCGACAAUGAAAAUGAAAUCAAAAAUUGGUGGAACAACUAAAUCAAGAAUUGGUAGUGUUGCUUCGGCAAGUGGUUCUGGUUCAGAUAAUAAUUCGACAAAAUCAGUUCGUAGUGGCGGCCUUACUAAAACAUCAAAUGGAUCACGUUUUGGUGGUGGAACCAUUACAAAAGGUUCAUCAAUAUCCAAUUUACGUGGUGGUAGUGGCGGCGGUAAUGGUGUUUCCGGUGAAUCUGGUUCAGCUAGCUCAUUGACUUCUGGGUCAACAACAUCAUCGGCAAAGAAAACCGGUCAGAAUGAUUCCGAUUCACAAGGACCAUUGAUGAAUGGACAUUUGAAAGCAAAAGAACAACGAUUUGCCGAUGAAAAAGCAUUGAAAGUUUUGCGAUGGAAUUUCACUACACCACGUGAAGAAUUCUAUCAAAUUCUUCGUGAACAAAUGACUACGGCCGAAUGGCAAUCACAGCUGAUUACUUAUUGUUUUCAUCCAGAUUUUAAAUAUCACAUCAAAGCUAUUGAUUCAAUACGUGAUUUUUUCCAGAAAAAUUCUUCUGAAGAUAAUCCGGUUGUCAUAGCUAAUUUGGAUUUGAUUCUUAAAUGGAUUGCUCUACGAUUUUUUGAUACAAAUCCAUCUGUUAUCACUAAAGCAUUGGAAUUGUUGCUGGUCAUAUUUGGGAUUUGUGCCGAUCCAUAUCAAUAUCAAUUAUCGGAUAUAGAAGCAAAUUCUUUUCUACCAUAUUUGGUAUUGAAAUUUGGUGAUCCAAAAGACGCCGUAAGGAAUAAAGUACAUGAUAUUAUUGAAAGAAUCCGAAAUAUUUAUCCAGCACCAAAAAUAUUUGGUCAUCUAUUCACUGGACUUCAAUCGAAAAAUUCUCGACAAAGAGCCACUUGUUUAGAAGAGAUUGGUCAACUAAUUGAACAGCGUGGAAUGUCUAUAUUUCAACAGCCAAAUAGUUUGACAAUGAUUAAAGAUUUGGCUAAAUUUAUUGCCGAACGUGAUAAUGGUGUCCGAAACGGUGCUUUAGCUUGUAUUGUACAGGUGUAUUUUCUAGAAGGUGAACGUGUUUUCAAACUGAUUGGUUCGCUUUCAGAUAAAGAUAUGAGUCUUGUCGAAGAACGAAUUAAACGUGCAUCGAAAAAUCGUCCACCACCACCUGCAAAUUCAGCUCAAACUACACAUUCGAAUCAUACAGCAGAACCUACACAAUCAAAUGGUACAUCUGGAUUGCCAACAUUAUCUGGACGUAUAGGUGGUGCUCGUAAUGGUGGUUCUGGACUUGCUACUCCUACCGAUUUUGAAGGAUCAAAAAUGGCAUCACCAUCAAAUCUUCCAUUUGAUGGCGCAACAUUGACUAAAUCACCAAGAUCAUCAUUAUCGAAUUCAUUAUUACGUCGUGGCCAAAGUGGUGGUAAUUUUACAUCGUCGUCUCGUCUUCGUGCUCAACAGCAGCAGCAGCAACAAGGAGGAUUGAAAUUUUCGACACCACCACCACCACUACCACUUCCAUCACAACCAUUUACUACAGAUACGGAAACUGAAUCGGAAACAAUGAUGAUCGAUCCAAGAAAUGGUGUUGAUCAUCAUCCUGGAAUCUUGUCCUCAACAGCUACUGAAUCUAAUGUAUCAAAUAAUCGAUUAACAAGCGGAACAUCUGAAUCUUCAGAUGUCUAUACAACCGAUGACGAUAAUAAUGAUAAUGAAUUACAACAACGUAUCAAACAGGCAUUGAAUUUACCAGAAUCUAUUCGUUAUCGUCCAACAAAUAGAGCAUCAUCAUCAACAGCUACAGUACGUUCAUCAAGUUCAGAUUCAAGUCGUUCAAAUGGUCAUUAUAUUACACCAAUAAGAAUGAAUGGUGGUGGCAUGAAUCAUGGAUCACCCAAUUCAUCACCAUCAAAUUUGAAUUCUGAAUUGCAACAAAAAUUCAAUCAAUUAUUUCAGUUGCUUGGAUCUACUGAUCUUCAACAAGCUAUCGAAGCAGCCGAAUUGUUAAAUGUUGCAAUGAAAGAUUUGGAAAAAAAUCAACGAUAUUUUGAAAGAAAAAUUGAUCAACUAAUUAUUCUUUGUAAUAAACAAUUUCGUUUAUUUCUAUCAAAACAUUAUCCAUCCGAACAACAACAACAACAACAAGCUAUUGAUGAAAAUCGUGAUACCGAACUUGACAAUAAUAACAAGGAUUCUGAUGAUAGAUUGAUUGCUGAACGCCGUGAACGUGCCAUACUUUUAUUUCGAACAAUUACAAAUUUAUUGAACAAAGUAUUCCGUUCACCAUUAGGCAAAUUGAUUAGCCGUGAUACUGUACGUGAAUUAAUCACUCAUCUACUUAGCUAUUUUGCUGGUAUGCGUCACAUCCAAACAGUAUUUAAUUCAACAAAUUGUUUAAUUGGUAUUAUAAUGGCUGGUGCCGAUGCUACAAAUCUAUUUGCUGCCUUAAUCCGUAUGCUACAUGAUUAUGUUGGAUCACCUAGCGUAGAACAAUCGGAUAAAUAUCUGAAUUUAACAAUCAAAUUUUUAUGGCGUAUAACCAAAACACUCGAAGAACGUUAUUAUGAACAUUUAAAUAUUGAUCAAAUUCUUUAUGAAUCUCAUUUGUUUUUCAAAAGUUAUCCAAAAUCAUGGUGGCAAUUGAAUCGUAAAGAUGAUCUUCCAUUACGUACAAUUAAAACGCUUAUAUUUUUUAUCGUUAGCCUCAAAGGUGAUUCAAUAUUGGAUCAUUUCACGUUGAUACAGAACAAAGAUGAAUCAGAAUUAUCUUUUUAUGUUCAAAAAGCAUUACGACAAAAAUUUGAUAAAUCCACUGGCAGUACUAAUAAUAAUAAUAAUAAUUCAACAACGUCAAAAUCAUCAACAUUGAAAAAUGAUUCAAAGAAUUCAAAAUUAGAUAUGAAUAGUCCAUCAAGAUCAUUCGAUAAUAAUAGUAGCAACGCUACGAAUGGAAACGGCGGAAAUGUUAAAGAAAAUCAAAAUCAAUCACCAUCGCCCCAACAAUCUUCAAAACAACAACGUCGAAUUCCUGAAUUAUCACCACGAACAGAUUUUCCACUUCGUCUUCGACAGAUUCAUAAUGCUGAAUCAUCAGCUAAUGGUGGAAUGGUUUCGACUAUACCAAUUGUAGAAACUAAGGAAGAUUUUCAAAUCUAUUGUGAUCAUACAGCUAAAAAAUUACAGAUAAAUGAAUUAAGUUAUGAAAGAUUUCGUAAUAAUUAUCAACAAUCACAACAUAAUCAGCAACAACAACAGACACGAAUACGUAAUAUCGAAGAUGCAAAACGUGCUGUAGAAUUGGCUAAACAACGUUUGGAUCAUUUAAAGACCUAUCUUAAUAAUAAUGAUAAUAAUCAGGUUACUCGACCAUCAUCAUCAAAUCACCAUUGAGUUUUAUUCAUUCAUUCAUGUUUACAUACACCAACUACACCCACCUAUUUCACAACAAUUCUUGGUCUUUCACAUACUCCCUUUCCUUUUUAAAAAACAAAAAUUUCACAAUAUUUAAAUUUUUUUUCCUCGUAGGAUCGAUUCUGUUUAAUCUAAAAACUGAUGAUCAUUAUAAUAUUUGAGUAAUUGACGAAUUUUUUAAUAAUAAAUUUUCUUAUUCAUUUUUUUCA